CUGACGCAGCCCUAUAAAAAUGCACAAUCAAUACGGUUCUUCCAUGCUUCCCCUCCGUCGUUCGCCAUGGUCGACCCGUACGAGACGCUUGGAGUCAGCAGAGACGCAUCGGCAGCGGAUAUAAAGAAAGCAUACUACGGACUGGCCAAAAAAUACCACCCAGAUACAAACAAGGACCCUGGUGCGAAGGACAAGUUUGCAGCCGCGCAAUCCGCAUACGAAAUUCUCUCCGACGCCGAGAAGAAGAAGGCCUUUGAUUCAUACGGCGCAGGCGCUUUCGACGCAAAUGGCGGCUUCAACCCUGGUGCUGGUGCUGGGCCUGGAGGGCCAGGAGGAAAUCCAUUCGGCGGAGGCUUUGGAGGCUUCGGCGGUUUUGGUGGCGGGGCACAGGGCCCGUUCCAAGACAUCAAUUUCGAAGACUUGUUCGGCGCAUUCACAGGAGGCAGAAGGGGACGGUCGGGUGGGCGGAGGAGCCCGUUCGAAGAAGAGAUCAUGGUGGGCGACAAUAUCGAAGUGCAAACCAACAUUUCCUUUCUGGAUGCUGCCAAGGGAGUCAAGAAGGACAUUCACGUUACACCAUUGGUAGAAUGCGGGACAUGCCACGGCAGUGGGCUUAAGCAGGGCGCAAAGCGAGCAGAGUGCAAGAGCUGUGGGGGCACUGGGCAAAGGGUAACCAGCAUGGGCAGCUUCCACAUGAGCGCAACCUGUUCAUCGUGUGGCGGUUCAGGAUUUGCCAUUCCCCGAGGUUCGUCUUGCGGCACUUGCGGUGGCGACGGAGCAGUCAAAGAACGGAAGACAAUCACCAUUGAGAUUCCCGGUGGUGUCGAGGAUGGCAUGCGCCUGCGCGUCAACGGCGAGGGAGAUGCGCCGCUUACUGGCCAAGCCAUGUCUUCUGGCCAGAUCCGCGGCCAAAAGGGCGAUCUCUACGUCCUUAUCCGCGUGGCUGCUGACCCCAAGUUCAAGCGUAGCGGCUCGGAUAUUCUCCAUACGGCAACCAUCCCUCUGACCACUGCAGUGUUGGGUGGUGAGAUCAAGGUGCCCACGCUGGACGGCGAGGUCAAGGUCAAGGUGCCAACCGGCUCUGGGACAGGCGACCGCAUUACGCUUCCCGGCAUGGGCAUGAAGGUGCUCUCUGGACGGCGUGGCGGCAAGGGUGAUCUGCGCGUAGAGUUCAAGGUCAACAUGCCCAAGUACCUCAGCGUCAACCAGCGCACCAUUCUCGAGAUGCUCGCAGACGAGAUGGGAGACAAGAGCGCGCAGCGAGUCAUCAAUCCCGGCAAGAUGAAGGAUACGGCGGGCAACACGGCACCCAGCGGGCACGAGAACGAGGGGUUCCUGAAGAGUGCAUGGCAUAAUCUGACUGGCCAACACAGGCACAUGAGCGCUGAAGAACGGCGGCAAGCGGAGGAAGACGAGAAGAAGAAGGGAUCAGGUUAAGGGUGGAUCAGGGUUGGGAUAUGUUGUAUGAAUGGGCCGGCGUACACGGCGACACUACGCGCCACAGGGAGCGGCAGCAAAAACACUGGGUAGCAUUGGAUGGCGUAUGUGAAGCUGUGGCUUGGACCAUGGUGUAUAGAAGUAUUUGUAUCCGGCCUCUC
Exserohilum turcica Et28A is the source of this 1598-nucleotide messenger RNA. RefSeq lists its product as uncharacterized. Gene Ontology annotation, biological process: response to heat; protein refolding. The record is from RefSeq and is a predicted model, not a curated record. The transcript is spliced from 2 exons. Gene Ontology annotation, molecular function: heat shock protein binding; ATP binding. Gene Ontology annotation, cellular component: cytoplasm. Bases 67 to 1437 code for a protein of 456 amino acids. Lineage: Eukaryota; Fungi; Ascomycota; Dothideomycetes; Pleosporales; Pleosporaceae.